Messenger RNA from Caenorhabditis elegans, 1729 nucleotides. RefSeq names its product Major facilitator superfamily (MFS) profile domain-containing protein (gene F32H5.4). Gene Ontology annotation, biological process: transmembrane transport. NCBI's taxonomy places the organism in Eukaryota, Metazoa, Nematoda, Chromadorea, Rhabditida, Rhabditidae. Gene Ontology annotation, molecular function: transmembrane transporter activity. The record is from RefSeq and is marked reviewed. Gene Ontology annotation, cellular component: membrane.
UUUUAGGAUUCGAAACACGUUUUGUUUGUCAACCAAUUCAAAGUUCAAUCAGUGACUACUGUGUCUAGAUCAGGAUGGCGUCGACAGCCACCUUAUCGUUUGGGCCGAACCAAGAGAAUGAGGUGCAACUUCUUCCACCAAAAGAAGAGAAAACUCUCGAUAAUUUUAUGAAACUUGGCAAAUAUUGCUGGCUUAUUCUAUUUUUCUCCGAAUUUAUGCUACUUUCCGGAGCGGGAAACACACUUUAUAUGAUGUAUGCUGGUGCCUAUCCAAAACUUGUGAGCUGUGAAGGACCCGAUGUUUUUAUCAAAGAUAUUUGCAAGUCUUCAUUUGAUUUCCACAAUCCUCCAAACUGUACGAUAACCUCAAAAUAUGACUUCUACUCGAUCAAUGUUGAUUAUGGUCACUUCUGUGGUGAGGGUGCCUGGGUGAAAACCAGUAUUUCUGUGCAGAUGGUUGGUGUUUUGAUUGGAUCUGUUACCUCAGGUGCGGUUGCCGAUCGGUAUGGAAGGUUGAAGGUUCUCUCCGUGUGUUUUUUCAUGGUAUCAUCCCUCAGUAUUCUUAACACAUUUGCCAAAGAUCUUAUCUAUUUUACAAUUAUCCGAACGAUUCUCUCUAUUUUCAAAGGAGGGCUUCUAAGUACUUAUGGAGUUUACAAAAUGGAACACGUACCACGUCAGCACCGGUUUUGGAUUGCGACAAUGAUUAGUUGGGCGCCAAAUUACAUGAUUCUCAGUUUUGUUGCAUAUCUUUGUCACGAUUGGAUUACUUAUCAAUAUGCAAUAUUUGCACUUUCGAUGCCUGGAGCAGUGGUUUUCUUAUUUGUAAAGGAAUCUCCGCGAUGGCUAAUUCAAGCUGGUCGAAUUGAAGAGGCUCGUCAAGUUUUGAAACAUAUAAUGGAAGUUGAUGGUAAUACAUCAGAUCAUUCAUGGAAUGAAAUUGAGGAAAUGUUACAAACCGAAAAAAAACGUCAAGAAGAGCGUAUCAAAAAACGAAAGAAUUACGAUUUCCGUCAUUUAUUCUGGAAUAAGUACAUGGCCUCAGUGACGAUGAUUCUAUGGCUGGGAAUGUUUUCCACCUCUUUCACAAACUAUGGUUUUGUGUUCAAUAUAGAAAAGUUAUCUGGCUCCCUUUAUAUCAAUGCAUUGCUCAUGGGCUCAUUAAGAUGGGUGCUGAAUAUCUUUUUCGGAUUAGCUGAUUUGAAAUUUGCAAAAUUGGGUAGAAAACACAUCCAUUUGAUUUCAAAGUUGACAAUUACUAUUUGUGUGUUUUCUAUUUUUGUUACAUAUUACUUUGAAUACGAAGAAGAUUACUCAUUAAUCAUCCGUGUAGCAACUCUACUUGCUUCUGCCACAGCUUCUCAAGUUUUCAUCACAAAAUCUAUGGUGCUCAUGGAAUUUUAUCCAACGGUGAUUCGUAAUUCUGCGGUAUCAUUUAAAUCAAGUGCAAGUAGAAUUGGGACAAUUCUAGGACCACAACUUUUCAUUUUGUGCCCAUACAAAAGUCUUCCAUAUGCAAUUCUGACGGGAUUUUGCUUGUUUGAUGCAAUUGCAUUCCAGCUGAGACUUCCAGAAACUAAAGGAAAGCCACUGCCAGAAACAAUGCCUGAAAGACAUAAAAAUGGAAGAACCGCUUUACCAACUACCGACCCACAAAAUUAAUCAAUGGAAAUUUAAUAGAAAUGUACAAAUGACUUUUUUAGAUUAAAAUAAAUGUUCGCUAGUAUUGU